Molecule: messenger RNA, 7731 nt
Organism: Lepisosteus oculatus (spotted gar)
Lineage: Eukaryota; Metazoa; Chordata; Actinopteri; Semionotiformes; Lepisosteidae
Product: D(1) dopamine receptor
Biological process (GO): adenylate cyclase-activating adrenergic receptor signaling pathway; vasodilation; G protein-coupled dopamine receptor signaling pathway
Cellular component (GO): plasma membrane
Molecular function (GO): G protein-coupled receptor activity; dopamine neurotransmitter receptor activity, coupled via Gs
Source: RefSeq, a predicted model, not a curated record
GCCAACACAACUAACAAAGAGUGGGCUGAAAAGACGCGAAACAAAAUCAAAAGCCAAAAAAGAAAUGCUAAAUUAACGUUAAAAGCGAAGUGACAGAUUUAUUGUAACGUUUUCUGUAAGGUGAACGCUUCCACAGUCAUCAACAACAGCAUCUUAAAGGACGGAAAAAAAAUUAACACCAAGCAAAGGCAAGGCUGAUGUUCUCAAGAUCGUUAAAGUAGCGCACCGCUAUCUUUCUUUAAGGCACCUGCCUUAUUUAUAUAGUCAAAAUAUAUUAUCUCAAAAUUAAUAAUAUUAAUCCGUCUCCGAUUUGGCAAUAGGUGUGAGGAACAAGUGCAUAUGAAUAAGCCUCAUAUGUAAAAAAAAAAAUCAGAUUUCUUUCUGUUCAAUUAAAACAAUGUAUACAGUACGUCAGAAUUCAAGUGUGUACAGCUGGAUGCUCUGAAAGCAACGUCUCCGUAAUGUAACUUGGAAGAGAACAGAGCUCGGUGACCUCACACACAGAUUCUUUGGAACUGGGAAGAAGGUUGCACAUUACUGGAUUUGUUCAUUCUCCUCCUCGUUAUAAUUGCUGUUCUCGUUAUCAUCUGAUUUUCGCAGCUACGUGGGAUAAAGUAUUUUGUGCUGUUCUCAGAUUCACUUUGUUAAAAGAGCGCUCCAGUCAUUUCAUUUCAUCAUCAUUGGAGAUGAUGACCUACCUUACUGUGGUCAUUGGCUGUUUCACCUUUCGACCAGUUUCAUUUCCUUUAAAUCACAGAGACUAACUUUUGUGUGGAUACAUUCAACCUGGAAGUUAAGUCAAACAGCUUAUUCCUAAAACGUUGAUUUCGAAUUCGUUCGCACCUUUCCCAACGCGUUGAAGGAGACACGGAUAAUUACUCGCCGAUGUUGGAAUUAUUAGAGGGGAGAAGAUUUAAAAGCUUAAUACGGAAAAGUGUUACGGUGUGUGGACAAAUUAAGGUUUCCAUAAACAGUUUUUCUUUCACGGACGACGGUAACAUGGAGAAGAGCUCAGUCAGCUACAAAACCAUGGGAUAGAGAACAUUAUCCCUUCUAUAUGGAAAAGUGCAGGGUCAGAGUGAUAACCCAAUCCGAAUAAAAAAUAAAAAGUAAGAUGUAUUUUACUGUUACUAUUAAUGACGAUUAUGAUAAGUGGGCAGUAAGUGCAGUUGGAGUUAUGAGGUGAUUUCUGCUUCCAGAGGUGAAAGGAUGGAUUUUAACAUCACCACCGUCAUCGACAGCGAUAUUUCAGAGAGAGACUCGUCUGCUCGAGUCUUGACAGGCUGUUUCCUGUCUCUGCUCAUACUGUCAACUCUGUUGGGAAACACACUGGUCUGUGCGGCUGUUACCAAGUUUCGUCAUCUGAGGUCCAAAGUCACAAACUUUUUUGUGAUAUCCCUGGCUGUAUCAGAUCUGCUUGUGGCAAUUUUGGUGAUGCCUUGGAAAGCCAUUACAGAGAUCGCUGGUUUUUGGCCCUUUGGCUCAUUUUGCAAUAUUUGGGUGGCUUUUGAUAUUAUGUGCUCCACAGCCUCCAUUUUGAACUUGUGUAUCAUCAGUGUGGACAGGUAUUGGGCUAUAUCAAGCCCCUUCAGGUACGAGAGAAAGAUGACCCCCAAAGUGGCGUUCAUUAUGAUAAGUGUAGCAUGGACACUGUCGGUGCUCAUCUCUUUCAUCCCUGUACAGCUCAAUUGGCACAAGGCUCAAACAACGAGCUUUUCUGAACCAAAUGUCAGCUAUAGGGGACUGCCGCUGGACAACUGUGACUCUAGCCUGAACAGAACAUAUGCCAUCUCUUCUUCCUUGAUCAGCUUUUACAUUCCCGUUGCCAUCAUGAUAGUCACUUACACUCGGAUUUAUAGAAUUGCCCAGAAGCAGAUCAGGAGGAUUUCCGCCUUGGAGAGAGCAGCAGAAAGUGCCAAGAACCGUCACAGCAGCAUGGGAAACAGCUCCAGCAUGGAGACCGAAAGCUCGUUCAAGAUGUCCUUCAAAAGAGAAACCAAAGUUUUGAAAACUCUGUCAGUGAUAAUGGGGGUCUUUGUGUGCUGUUGGUUGCCAUUCUUCAUUCUGAACUGCAUGGUGCCCUUCUGUGAACACACCUUGCCAAGCGGCAAUGAUUUUCCUUGCAUAAGUUCCACCACCUUUGAUGUCUUUGUCUGGUUUGGAUGGGCCAAUUCCUCACUCAACCCUAUCAUUUAUGCCUUUAAUGCAGACUUUCGCAGAGCUUUCUCUAUUCUCCUGGGAUGCAACAGACUUUGUCCCACCAGCAAUGCUAUCGAGACUGUCAGCAUCAACAACAAUGGAGCGCCUCCUCCUUCUUUCCAGUAUCAGCCAAAGGGAUACAUCCCCAAAGAGGGGAAUGUGACCUACCUGAUUCCUCAUUCCAUACUCUGCCAAGAGGAGGAAUCCCCCAAAAAGGAUGAAGAGGCUAUUGGAAUUAAGACACUGGAGAAACUGUCUCCUGCAGUGUCAGGUAACUUGGACAGUGAGGGAGAUGUUUGUUUGGAAAAGAUAAACCCUACAACUCAGAAUGGGCAGCACAAAACAUGAGCAAAACACAAAACCUGCAGAACGUCUUGAGAAAUACCUUAGCCUGUUGAACUGAACAACAAAAAUCUAACCCUUAAGUGACUUGAACAUUAACUAGAAUGAGUGCAGAUUUUACAAAAAAAAUUAACACUGAGGACCUUAAAACCCUGUGUAGUAAUCAAACUGAAAUUUAAAGAAUGUUCAAAAAGAAGGCACUUUAUUCUGAAAAACUAUCUGCAAAACACUUUAUAUGUCUGUUAAAAAUAAAUUGAAAGUUAAGACAACUAAUUAAAGAAAGUAAAACAUAAUUUUUAAAAUUAAUACAAACAUUCAACAAUGUGCAUGUGUAGAGUUACAGUAAUAAUAAGUGAAACUGGCUGACCAUGAAACAAGGGGUCACCCGGACAUAGCAAAUUAGCAAGCUAUUCAUGUCCUGUAGGUAGUUUAACAGUGCUUUAAAUAUAGAGUAUAUUUUAAAUACUUUUUUCCUACUUCUAGGUUAAAUGGUUUGGAAUAUUAUGAUGUGAAUUGCAGUAUGUACUUAAUAUUUAUUUUUGUAUUUAUUUUCAAUUAAAAUGAUUUCACACCAGGUUAUUGCUAGUUUGCUAACAUUACAGUACUUAGUAUUAGAAUGGACUUAUGGUAUACUGUACGUAAUUAAACCAUAACCUCUCCUAUGACCUUAUUCACCACAAAAGAGAUUAAGUACUUAGGUCUACACAUUUUUGCACAUUUUAAAUUUGAAUAUUUUCGUUAUUUUCUGUCUGAAUUUUCCAGAUCAUACUCGGAAAGUGAUUGCCGUUCAGAUUUAUUGUCAUUAUUAUUAUUUCGAUUUAUGUAUACUGUAUAGUGAACUGAUCCCAAAAUUCUUGUAACAAACUGUGUGCGAAAGCCUGUUUAUUUAGCACAGUACUUGAAAACAAAUAAUUUGUAAUGUAACCUGUGCUCUAAAUGGCUUUUGAGAGACUAAGGUAACUCACAUUAUCCAAGCAGAUAUACUGUAAAGUGCUAUCUUGGAGACAGCACUGAAAAUAACUACAGUCUUCUAUGGAACAGAGCUCCCUUUAUCUUAUGUGUUUCAGUGAAGAGUAAGACACCUACAUUUUAAAUCAAUCAAAGACAGCAAAAACAAAACAAAACCCCCCAGCUGUGACUUUCCUAGAGUAAGAUGUCACAGAAACAAAGAAAUCUCUUGAUGAAAAAUAGUAACACUUGUGCUCUCUGGUUUAUCACAGCAUAACUCACUGUUUUUCAAGCUUCACAUUUUGUAACUUCAUUACAGUGUGAAUAUGUGAACAAGAUGACAAUUAUUAACUCAGUCAUAAAUAAUGUAUCACCUAACAUACUUCAACUGAAAAUAUAUGACAGUUUUUUUCAGAUUAUGAUCAGCUACUGCUACUGUUAUCUUUAUUAAUUGAAUGUUAACAAAUAACGUAACUUACAAUGAUUUUGCUCUGGGUUUGUUAUGAAUUUGAUUCUUUGCUAGCAGACCCAUUCCAUUGUUACUGAAAUAGCUAUUUGCUAUUUGUUACGUUGUGUUUUUACGAGAUAGAGCAAAUCCAGUAAUACUUCAGUAUAUUGGGUACACAUUCAUGCACUGUAUAAACACCUCAUAACCUCUAAUACAUGUAGAACAUGAAUACUAAUACUGUAAGUGUCACUAACCUGGUAGUAAGUGGCCCUUACUAAUGAUAAAUGGCAUAGUUAUUAACUGAAGUCAAAUACUUAUCAUUUACAACAACCUUAUUUAGGACCCUUUCAUUGUUUACAACUGUGUUCAUCAUACACAUAUAAAGAAUGAUUUGCACCCCCUAAAACAAAGUACUUUAUUACCACAGCCUUUAUGGACAAUAUUGUUUGUGAUGAAAUUAACUUCAGUGCUGCAGGCAAUUAAGUGAAAAGAUUGAUUUUCUGUAAAAUCAGAUUAUUGUUUAGAAUAAACUCAUGAAGAGAAUGUGUGCUUUCGUAGCUUGUAAUUAUGAGACCUAAGAAAGAAAUAGGUACAUUUUGUAUUGUAGAAGUGAUGUUUGAAAUAUAGUAUCACAGAUGAGAAACUACAAUUCAAUAAUUUGCACAUUCAGAUAUCCUUACCUUUUUGUUUGACUGGUAAAAGGGGACUUCGGCUUGUAUAAAAGUACAUUCAAAAUAUAUAGUAAAUGUAUUAAUACAGAUUUUCAAUAUAAGUGAACCACACAUUUGUAGUAUAUAAUGUGAAUACUUUUUUUACAAUAUGCAUGGUUUGAUAAUGUAUUUGAAUUAUACUAUAUACUUUACAAAUUAUAACAUUUUAUGUACUGUAAAUUAACACCAUUACGUACUAUCAAAUUUUAGGGUAAGUUUCUUUUAGUGUCAAAAAAAAGUGAAGCGUAUACUUCCCUUAGCAACAGAAAAGAUUGUUUAAAAGGAAGUUCUCAUAAAAAUACAUAAUUCUGUAACAGUUCAUUAAAUUCCAAAGACCAUAUAAGAAAAAAAUGAUCCAUAUAUAUAUAAACCAUUUUCUUCUCAUUUCCAUCCCAAUCCUUUCAAAUUUGUAUAUCUAUAUACAGGUUAAUGCUUAAAAGUAACCUAUCUUGUGUCUCCUUUUGAAAUUGUAUAUUCUGUUGUCACACAAGGUUUGUACUUCUGGUGUCUUGGAUAAUGCGAGUUAAAAUAUAGAAAUCUCAUAAAGGCUUUUAUUUCAAGGAUGAUAUUAUAGACAUUCAGGCUUCAUCAUCAAAGUAUUAGAUGACUUAAUUCUCAAUGACAUCCCUACCUCAACCUUCAACAACAUAAUUGUGCUAUUGCAGAAAAAUAAGUAUUGUACAAUGUUGAAAUGUAGAAGUGAACGCAAGUGCUUUGCAACUGAAGAUUCAUAAAUUUGUGUAGCAAAUUAUAUGUCCUGUCUUAAGUGUUGGUUUGUUAAUAAGUCAGGGUAAUCAUUGCCUGAAGUACAUCUGGCAAGCUGUAACCAAUGGCAAAAGCAAAAUAUUACGACUUUUUUUCCCAAUUCACAAUUUGUGUCAGAGUUUUGGAGUCUCUUACUGUCUGCAGAAUAAAAGUAUAUGUUUAUUCCAGGUCAAUGCAUUGAAUAUUGUUCUUAAAUUUGCUCUUCAGUGUAUGCCCAGUUGUAUUUUGCUCAUUGCAGGAUACCACUUGUUUUAGGAGGAUCAAUGGCAAUGGAUUUCAGAUGGACAGUGCCAUCCUACAUCAGUCUAGCUAGUUCAUUUAACACUGAAAAAAAAACAAAACAGAUUUCAGAUAAAAAUCCAGAGCAAUUACAAUUAUUCAAGUUUAAAUACUGCUUCACCCAUGAAUUAUGUAGAAUAUUUAGUAAAUCUGUCAGUAAACAGGGCUGGUUUUAAGAUAACAGCCAAAUUGUAAAAGUUGAUGGUUCUAAAAUGUCUUAAAAUAAUUGCUAAACAAUGUGUGAAUAGUAAAGUAAACUUAGAAUGACUGCUGCAUUUAAAAAAAAACAUGUCUUUAGGAUUGGAUCAGUAAAAUAAAGUGCUUUAGCACUUCAGAUUUGAAUGAUAUGCCUUCAUUUGUAAAAAUAAAUACCAUGGCUUCUAUACAUGUGAGCUUUUUGUUCAAAACUGUGCAGGAAAAAGUUGGAACCAGCUGAAAAAAGGCUAUUUCAUUGGAACCCAUAAUGACAACUGCAGCUUGAAUAAUUAUGGCUUGAAUAUUUAAUGCUAGGAGUUUAUGAAGACAAAUGAUUCCUAACCACUGACACUCAAGCAGAAAGAAAGCAACAAUAUGGACCACAGAAUUGGAAUAAAAUAUGUUGGGAUGUCUUUGUCCUGCUUUAUUAGAGUUUUACCAUGUUUUUUAAAGUGCUGUUGGUUCCUUCUUUUGGAAGGUCAAGAUGCUUAAUUGCCUUUCAUUUUACACUAAUCAGAUUUUGUACAGUGUUUGACUUUAAUUACAUUGUAUUGUUAUAGCAAAAACAAGCAAAUCUGUUAUAUUAAUUUUAUUGAAAUAAAUAUUUGAGGUACAACAAAUUAUAAAAAUAAUAAAACUUUUAAGUAUGGAUAUUACAAGGUAGAAAGAGAAAGAUCUUUAUUUUUUUUAAAGGAUGUGCAUACAUAAACUCAUUGACAUUCUUAGAGAUUGUUUCCCUGCAUCUCUAUUUAGACUUGAGUUUUAUGUUGUCUACAGCUUUAUGCCAAGAACAUGCUUGAUCAUAAUAUUUGAAAAUGUAAAUAAGAUUAAACCUUACUUCAAAAGUGAUUCAGAAUUGAAAUUAACGUGAUGUUUCAUUUCUUUUAGUGACUACUUAGAAAGUUGUCCACCAGUACCUCUGUUGUCAGAGUACAACAGUAUGUUUUCUGUUUACUGUAGCUUUUGCAUUUCUUUUCAAAAACUGUCCGUUCAUCUUGGACGGUUUCUUUUGAGAGGAGUACUGUUUGUACCGAGAGAUACAGUACAUGAGAGCGUACAGAUAUGUGAAAGCCAUUUAGCUCAUUUAAUUUUAUUAGGUGUUGGUAAUUUGGUGAUCCAAGGUUCUGAGGCAGUCAUUACUAUAAAUAUCCAGAGAAUCAGCUUCAGUGACACAUUUCCAGAAACUUUUCCAGACAUCCAGCUCCCUCUUCGUAAACAAGUGCCACUUAUAGUCAACCUCAAGACUUAAGGUUCCUUUUAAUUUCCAUUUGUGCACUCAGGUCCUUGUUUAAAUGCUGUAAUUGAAGUCAUCAAGUUGAUUAAAUUUGUCAAUGCCUUAUAGGAUUUUGGAUCCAUUAAGUCUCCUCCUAGUCUUUACAGUUUAACACUGAAUCAGUUUUGUUUCUUUAUAGAUGGCAAAAUAAUUAAUAAGGUAAACUGAAACAUGGCAGUAAUUCCUCUCAAUAAAGCAACUGUGAAUCUCUAUGAUUGAUGUGUUGAAUUCAGAAGGCAAGACUGAGAAUUAUACAUCUUAAUACAGUAUACAGUAUGUAAAUGUUUCAUUGUUUCUUUCAUGUAAUUUCAAGGCAUCUCUUUAAUUUGAAAAAUAACAAUGCAGAGAAUGACUGGCCAAUACAAAAACAGGUGGACACAGGAGAAGCAUAAGAUUGUCAAAUAACAAGAGCAAGCUGUUUCAGCAGAAUCAGUGUGUAUUUUCAACUAUAACAAUGGCAACAGUCCAGUAUCUAUCUUAGCUGUUGCUCUUGUAGUCCCAUAUACCAAUAUAAAUAUGGGACUGGAUUUUCAGAAUUUCUAAGAUUUUGGAAACAAACAAUGAUCUAUGAG